This is a messenger RNA of Didymella exigua CBS 183.55, 1469 nucleotides long. RefSeq names its product glutamate-cysteine ligase regulatory subunit. Lineage: Eukaryota; Fungi; Ascomycota; Dothideomycetes; Pleosporales; Didymellaceae. Gene Ontology annotation, biological process: glutathione biosynthetic process. Bases 97 to 990 code for a protein of 297 amino acids. The record is from RefSeq and is a predicted model, not a curated record. Gene Ontology annotation, molecular function: enzyme regulator activity; glutamate-cysteine ligase catalytic subunit binding. The transcript has a single exon. Gene Ontology annotation, cellular component: glutamate-cysteine ligase complex.
UAUCAAUUCAACGCCGUCGCUAUGAAGCUCGUACUAUCCACCUCGUGCGUCUUGCAAUCCUGGUAGAGGACGGCAACUGACCUUCACAGCAACAUCAUGUCCGGGGGACCCUCGGUCAUGCGCCGCCCAUUCUUCGAGAAGUCGAACACAGAGCUCACCUCGUCUCUGCGCUCAAACUUUGCGAACCAACAAGGGUCUCCCGCAGAAUCCGGCGUCAGCUACAAGUCAUGGACUACGCAGACUGACGGCGCCCUCUACGUCCCCACCCACGAACCUUCGCCGCUCACUGAACCGCGGGAAUCCUACGAUAUCACUGUCAAACUGUUUUACCUUCCGAACAUACCCGCCGGCCGCCGAUGCGCUCAUACAAGAGAAGCAAUUGAGCUGGUCCUGAAGGAGCUGGGUAGCAAGUCGAUAGACCUCCUCAUCGUCGGUUUCCCAGGCAUAUCGUUCGACGCGGAUGACGAGGACUCAGAUCUAGAAGACCCUCCGUCUGCCCCGCAAUCCACGUCAGAAGGCUGCGAAGAGUCUGAAGUACCACCAGAGGACAUCGAGACAAUGGCAAUGACGUGGAAGUCGCUGGAGAAGCUACACAGUGAGGGUCUGGUGUCGAAAUUGGGCAUUGCUGAAUUUGGCGUCGCACGGCUGGAGAAGUUCUUGGAGCACACAACAAUCAAACCGAGCGUCAACCAGAUCAACGUUCGCGACUGCUGCGUCGUGCCCAAGCCGCUGAUCCUGUACGCGAAGCAACAGCAGAUCGAACUCCUCACGCACAAUGACUGCACGAACAUCCUACCACGGGGAACGCUGAGGCAGAUACUGGGAUCGGGAGAUAACGGGUCAGGCGUAUUGGCAAGUGAGUCGAACACGGGAGGUCUCAAUGGCGACGUGGCACCACAGUGGGUCGUAAAGUACACCGCGGUUGUCAAAGACAGAGGUGUGGUUGAGAACAAAGGGUACUUCGCGGUCGCAGAGUUACGGGACGAGUAGGAACAGCACUACCGAAGCCACAUUAUUUCUUCUCAAGCACAAUUCCAGUCGGGGACGCCAUGCAGGCUCCAACGUGGAAGGGAUUGAACGUUUUCAAACUCAUGUCCAAGGCUUUUGAAUACGCAGCAUAUACAACAUUGCGGCCUGAACAGUGGUCGUAUAAACUGAGAGCAAAUACUCAGAACGAAAGCUACAGCACAUUCAACGCCAAGACUUCGACAUGCCUACAAGUUCGGCCAACAGCAACACCACAUACUACAACGAUGUCGUCCGCCUACAAGACUAUGUGUAUCGUCCGUCAAUUGGCACUCAUUGUGGCGGGGCUAUCAGCUCUACACACCGCAAUGCGCACAGAACCUAUAUCAACUUGCGUCCGGACUGCAUUGACUUCCCCCACGCCUCAGCAGCAGCGUGAUACCACCCGACCCUCAACGACCUCAAAUGCAUCUAAUAUUCCGCAAGAUUAAACCCUCGCCCCC